CGUGACGCGUGAUUCUAUACAUUCAUUGUUGGUCAUUGAGCUCAUUCUCUAAUGACGUCUUAGAGCGUCAGGUGCUCCGAAGAUUACACGUGUUUACGUUAGUUUGUGCACGUUGCGACUACAUGUGAUAACAUUAAGCGACAGCUUCAACAACGCAUACAUCUGAGUCGAUGUUUUGUUUUGCGAGGUUUAGGCACAUCGAUUAACUCCGGAAAAAAAGAGAAUCGUAUCUGUAUUACGUAAAUCGCAAUAUAUAAGGUAUACAGAAUCUUCGCACGACACAUCAAACUCAAGAACGCUGUCGGUCGCACGUACUUGUUUUGAGUGUCUUUAACCUAUAAGAGAUCGAAGAUGUGCUGGAAAAGCGGGGGCGAAGAGGAAUAUUAGCACGAGGAACGGUGCCGGAGCGCGGCGAUAUUUUGAGAUAGGAUGGUCUUGCAAAAAAUCAGCUAUGACUUCGUUAAAAGUUUCCGGCAUGUGCAUGCUAGAACAAGCGAGUCUUGCGGCAACAAGAGCUUUCAGCGAUUGUAUAUGGCAUUACCACGGCUCACGCCGCAAGAGGUCACGAACGUCUUACAAGCCAAUGAGUAUACCAAAGAAUUUUCUGGUACAGGAUCUAUAAAAUAUUAUGACUCUAAUCAAUUGGCAUCUAAUAAUCCUAUAGAAGAUACAAGAUCGGAGGCUCAAUGUUUACUAACUAAAGGUGUAUUAUUGGGAGUUUUUGAUGGUCAUGGUGGUAGUGCCUGUGCACAAGUAGUAUCGAAAAGAUUGUUUCAUUAUAUAUCGGCAUGUCUGUUACCAUCAAAAUUAUUGGAACAAUAUUCGAAUUCUAUUAAUACUGAUAAACAAAUUAAUUUACUCGAGACUUUCAAUGAUAAAAUAGAAUUUGUAGCCGAAAUCAGAGAUCUCUAUCAAACAAGUUUCUUAAAUUUUAUAAAAGACUUGAUACAAUCAGAUACCAGAAAAAAAUUUCAAAUGGAAAAGGCUUUGGAAAAUGCGUUUCUCAGAUUAGAUAACGAUCUAUCAAACGAAGCUCUGUUACAAUUAAAUAAGAAAGAUGCUGCAAAAACUCUCGCUGUCGCAAUGUCGGGUACAGUUGCUGCUGUUGCGCACAUAGAUGGCCCUCAUCUUCAUGUCGCUAGUGUUGGUGAUUGUAAGGCUGUCCUAGGAGUACUCUCAGAAAACAAUGGAUGGUCGGCUAAAAUGAUGACGAUUGAGCAUAACGCUGAUAAUCGCACGGAGGUAGAGAGAAUCUUAUCGGAGCAUCCACCAAAUGAAAGAUCGACUGUGAUUAAAAUGGAAAGACUACUUGGGCAACUAGCGCCACUUCGCUCAUUAGGUGAUUUUCGCUACAAGUGGACUAAGAAUAUUAUGAAGGAAGUCGUGGUACCAUUCCUCGGCGAGACGGCAAUUCCUCCAAAUUAUCAUACACCACCCUAUUUAAGCGCUAAUCCGGAGGUUAAAUAUCAUAGACUGACGCCGAGGGAUAAAUUUCUUAUAUUAGCUAGUGACGGACUAUGGGACCUGAUUUCACCAUUACAAGCAGUACGCUUGGUAGGAGAACAUAUGAGUGGAAAAGUUACGCUCAGUCCAUUCAGAUUACCUCGUAAAAAUAUGAAAUUGUCGGACAUAAAUGAAAUGUUGUUGCAACGCAAGGAGGGCUUGAAGAAAAAACCUCUUGAUAGCAAUGCAGCGACGCAUUUACUGAGAAACGCUUUAGGUGGUACAGAAUAUGGAAUAGACGAUGCCAAAUUGUCGCAAUUGUUGACUCUGCCAAACGAAGUGGUUCGAAUAUUUCGUGACGACAUCACCAUAACGAUCGUUUAUAUGGAUUCAGAAUUUUUAAGACAUUGUCCUCCCUAAAACUGUCGCAAUUUCUCACUAUUUUUUGAUACUGGUGUGUAUCAGUAUAUAGCUUGUUAUUUAUUUAGUUAACAAUAAAAACAAUUUACAUGAAAA
Molecule: messenger RNA, 1959 nt
Organism: Acromyrmex echinatior (Panamanian leafcutter ant)
Lineage: Eukaryota; Metazoa; Arthropoda; Insecta; Hymenoptera; Formicidae
Gene: Pdp
Product: pyruvate dehydrogenase [acetyl-transferring]-phosphatase 1-like protein, mitochondrial
Biological process (GO): protein dephosphorylation
Cellular component (GO): mitochondrion
Molecular function (GO): cation binding; [pyruvate dehydrogenase (acetyl-transferring)]-phosphatase activity
Source: RefSeq, a predicted model, not a curated record